This is a messenger RNA of Lepisosteus oculatus (spotted gar), 1695 nucleotides long. NCBI's taxonomy places the organism in Eukaryota, Metazoa, Chordata, Actinopteri, Semionotiformes, Lepisosteidae. The record is from RefSeq and is a predicted model, not a curated record.
AUGGGCUUCCAUGCCUGCCAGUGGCAGGAGUGGGAGCGGCGCCAGCGCGAGGCGCAGAGGCGGCUCCACCGCUUCGAGGUCCUGGCGGGCACCGAGCGGGACCGGCCGCCCAGGGCCGACCCGGAGCGCGCCGUGAAGGAGUACUCCCGCCCGGCGGCCGGCAAAGAGACCACCCGCCCCAGUGACCUCCGACCCCCGGACGUUCUGUACAGGACCACCUGCUACCUGAUUGACCAGAUCGCGUCCUCAGACACCCUGGGGCCCUGGACAGAGGUGUACGACUUCGUGUUCGACCGGCUGCGCAGCGUGAGGCAGGACAUGAUCGUCCAGCGCGUCGGAGGCGAGACCUGCGUGGCCAUCCUGGAGCGCACCGUCCGCUUCCUGCUGUACGCCUCCCACCGGCUGAGCCAGGAGCCCCUGCGCCUCUACGACCCCCAGAUCAACCACACCCACCUGCAGGAGAGCCUGAGCUGGCUGCUGGGCUGCUACCGGGAGGAGCCCGGUCCCCAUGGCAACGAGGAGGAGUUCCAGGCCCUCUGCUUGCUCUACAACCUGGGCUCCCCGGAGGCCCUGCAGCACGCCCUGCUGCUCCCCCCGCCGCUGCGGCGCUCCCGGCCGGUGAGCCUGGCGCUGGAGGUGAACCGCGCCUACCUGGAGCGCAACUACGUGCGCCUGUUCAGGCUGGCGCGCCGCCUCGGCUUCCUGCAGGGCUGCGCCCUGUGGCGCCACCUGGGGCCCUGCCGACGCGGCCUGCUGCUGCUCUACAGCCACGGGCACAGCAGCCGGCAGGGCCGCUACCCGCUGGGGAGGCUGGCGCAGCUCGUGGGGCUGGAGCGCGGCGCCGCGGAGCAGCUCUGCCGCCAGGCCGGCGUGGAGGUUAAGGGGGACUGCGCCGUCUUCAGCAGGGCCUCGUUCCGGGACCCGGGGCCCGGGGCCGACGGGGGCCGCCCCGACCUGCUGGGCGAGGGGCCGGCGGGCCGGAGCGUGGCCAGCAUCGUCCACGGGACCGCCGGCCCGGACCCCUGACUUUCCACGCGUUUUCCACGGCUGCGGGCGGGCCGAUCCGCUCCAGGUUUUCCCAGCCGCGGGGGACCAGGGGACACGAGCUGCGAAGAGCUCUGGAAACAGGGAGCUCCUGAGCUGCUUGGUUGUUUCCCUGCUGUUGACAAGGGUUUUCCUUUGCUUUCCUGCCUCUGGAGGUCCAGAGAAAAACCCGGAGUGGCACAGGCAGCAACGCAAGGGGAAUCCGUCUCCCAGUCCGGUCCUACAAACACCAUCAACAAGUCCUUGGGACAGCAGGGCUGUGUUCACUGGGGGCCGGGGUUCCUGUGGACUCUGCACAAGAGAAAGAGCCCGUCCCUUCUGCGGGAGAGCACGGAAGCACGUGUGGUCUCCGGUCGAGGGGCUGUUCUGAUGGAUAUUUGACUCGGGACCGGUUCUGAUCGUUCAAUACCUUUGCCUUCUCUCGCCACCUGGACCGCACGCCUGUAACUGCAGGUCCGGCUCCGAGGGAGGUGGUGCUGGGAAUCGUCUUAUUUUGACUGUUUACGUCUGGACUCAAGCGACGGACCGCGCCGGGUGGGUUUUAUUACAAGUCUCAAUGAUGUUUUUACUUCUGUGACCGCGAGAGGACGCUGUGGCUCCACGCUGCCAGACCGCUCAUCGUGGCUUGAAUAAAGAUUUAUUUUACCAGUU